Molecule: messenger RNA, 834 nt
Organism: Cordyceps fumosorosea ARSEF 2679
Lineage: Eukaryota; Fungi; Ascomycota; Sordariomycetes; Hypocreales; Cordycipitaceae
Product: Mob1/phocein family protein
Exons: 4
Coding region: 1-834 (277 amino acids)
Biological process (GO): positive regulation of protein phosphorylation; signal transduction; cell division
Cellular component (GO): cytoplasm; nucleus
Molecular function (GO): protein kinase activator activity
Source: RefSeq, a predicted model, not a curated record
AUGGCUUCGAUUGCGCGUCUCUUGGGAAGUCGCUCCCACGGCACUGUCACGCGGCUGCAAGAGGAUGCCUCCGUGGCAGUCCAUGAGGACUCCCCAGACGUGUCACUUGUCGGGCAUGGCGGGAGCGCGCGCGAGAAGCCGACGGCGACGACGGCGACGACGGCGACAAUGACAGCUAACGAGAGAGUUGUCGACCGCAGCAACCAGCGCGCAAAGAACCAGUUCCGGUCCCGCGUCGGAAAGGGUGGUGCUACCAGCUACCAGCUACGCCAGUACGCCGAGGUGACCCUUGGCGGAGGCAGCCUCCGCAAGGUCGUGAAGCUCCCCGAGGGCGAGGACGAGAAUGAGUGGCUCGCGGUCAACAUGGUCGACUUUUACAACCAGAUUAACCUGCUCUACGGAGCCAUUACCGAGUUCUGCUCCCCGCAGUCCUGCCCCGAGAUGAAGGCCACGGAUGAAUUCGAGUACCUCUGGCAGGACAACGACAACUAUAAGAAGCCCACAAAGAUGGCAGCACCCGCAUAUAUCGAACAGCUCAUGACCUGGGUACAGGCCAAUAUUGACAACGAGCAAGUGCUACCAAGUAAAAUUGGCGUCCCAUUUCCCAAGUCGUUCCCAGCUCUCGUUCGCCAAAUUUUCAAGCGCAUGUACCGUGUGUACGCACACAUCUACUGCCACCACUAUCCCGUCGUCCGCGAACUCGGCCUCGAGCCCCAUCUCAACACAAGCUUCAAGCAAUACGUCCUGUUCAUCGACGAGCACAGCCUUGCCAGCGGCCGCGACUACUGGGGCCCCCUUGGGGAUCUGGUCGAUAGCAUGCUGAAGAGCGACUAA